Molecule: messenger RNA, 4394 nt
Organism: Photinus pyralis (common eastern firefly)
Lineage: Eukaryota; Metazoa; Arthropoda; Insecta; Coleoptera; Lampyridae
Gene: sr
Product: early growth response protein 1-B
Exons: 3
Coding region: 664-2760 (698 amino acids)
Biological process (GO): regulation of transcription by RNA polymerase II
Molecular function (GO): RNA polymerase II cis-regulatory region sequence-specific DNA binding; DNA-binding transcription factor activity, RNA polymerase II-specific
Source: RefSeq, a predicted model, not a curated record
UUAAAUAUUUCUGUUAGUCGCAUAGUUCGUAAAUGAUUAUAGUUACUGAAAUAGUUCUGUUUAUUACUUGGCAAAAGUUGGAUUAUAUUCUAGAUUCUAUGGCAAAAAUAGAAGCAGUCUCAUGCGGCACGAGUCAAUAGUGACAUCACAGCUACAACGUUACUUCGUCUAAUUGAUACCUUUCUGGGAGUUGAUUGCCCCAUUCCAAAUGACGUACAGGAGUCAUGUGCCAAGACGUGAUUAUUGUGAUUUAAACGAUCCCGGAAUGAGGACAUCGGCAUUUAUCCCGUUUGUGUCGGAAGAGAGACGGAAGGCAGUCGUGGAUAGAAUUGGUAUUCCGAUGCAAAAAUAAAUAAAUUCGAUUAGUGGGGGGCGCAGGGUUCGAGGACGGCCACCAGCAUAAACGGAGCAUAGUGUGCGAUACCGCAACCUGGGUCCGAAUCCUCUAGUGCAGGGCCCACGCGUCGGGCGAUCCAUGACGACGCGCGUUACGUCACCUAGGAUAUGCAGCAGAGGCGUUGGGUGUUGGCGUUUGAGUACCUGUAGAACAUUCAUGUCCGGCGCUCAUUCAGAUCCCGUCAGUGUUUCCAGAGUGCGCGAGUUUUCCAGUAGUGAAUUGCGGCAUGGCAGCGGAGGCACACUCCGGUGCCCGACGCCGUCAACAUGUUAACACUUAUGAUGCGAAGGGAAGACGACGACUUGAAGGGUGACGCCUACACUCGCCAACGAACUCGGGAUAAUGCAACAGGUGGUGACGAAUUUGUGGAUAUUUCUCAAGUGCAACAGUUGUUGCUCGAUUCUCCUUCGAAUGGAGGACAGACUCGAGGAAGAAGAAGUGAAGCCCCAACGCCGCCAGCGAUAGACAAUCGUACGAGGAUGCUGGAAACUUAUUCCACGCCACACUAUUACCAUGGUGGCUACGGACACCAACAUCACACAGCGCCGGCCACCAGCGUGGAUGAUUUGGUGGCGAUGUGGUUUGCCGGCCCUUCUACGUCCGCAGGCGGGCCAGCGGCAAGCCUCUCCAACCCGCCGGCCACCAUGAUCAUGGACGGGCUGGAUACGCUGCCCGCACAGCACCACCAUCACGCAUCCGCCUUCUUGUUGACUGAAUCGGCGGCUGCAGCUGCAGCUCACCACUUCAACGUUUUAAGUUUCGAUACCUGUCUCUACAAGAGCGUCAGCUCCACUGUCGAAACCGGCAGCAGCCCGGUGCCGGCAGCGGCCUACUCGGCCACCGACCUCGAGUGUGCAUCCUCCGAACUCCAGACCGGCGAUCUCAACACCCCGGUUACCACUUCCGGAGAUAUACCGUCCUUCUUCGGACCCUCUACAGUUGUUGAACCACCACCUAUUACAGGUUCUCUGGAUCCGGAAGAGCUAUCCUUAGAGCACCAAUCCAGCAGCCCGCGUCAUUCGCCCAAUAGUACACAUUUAAAGGAAAGUGUAUCGCCGCAAGCAAGUACUCUUAGCCCUGGCAUCCGAGACGAAGAAGCCACCAAUCACAGUACGCUCAGUAUGUACUCGGCAGCUGCCGGUCCUUCAUUAUCAACGAGUAAUGCAGGCGCAAAAAUGCAGCAUCGGCCCGCAUAUUCGACGGCGUCGAGUCCGAGCCUAUCUGGAAUGCAAACCAGCGGCAGUCCUCUGGGACUCAAUAGCCAGGGGGGAUUGGCUCAGUCACCGUCGGCUGUUAAUCCAUGGCUGCUUUCAACCCAAGAUAAGCCACUCUAUCCGGCAGUUUUCGGCCUUCUUGGGCACGGAAAUUCGCAGUCCCCGCAGCAGCAGUAUCCGUCGGCGACGCCGAGUCCCGCAGGUACGCAAUACGAUGAUAGAUCUCAGGCGGAGCUGAUGCUUAGCAUGGAAUGUACAAAUCUUGCCCUAAAGCAACCCCCUUCGUAUUCGAGUUGCUCUGCGGCUUCCGCCGGCCUCCAAAUGGAAAUGCAGCAACAAGAUUUAGUGUAUACCAGAGUGGGACAACCGUUGGUGGCGAAUACUGCGAAAUAUCAGUGGGACAGUCAAGACUAUAGCAACCCUCAAAGUUCUAGUGCGUUAGUAGUUCCGGGUCCGUCGAGCUUAGUGCCAAAACAAGAACCGUUUAGUGCGAGUUGUUCGGGUGAAGUGGGACAAGGUAGUGGUGCGGGUUACAAUGUGCAAUUAGCGGAGUACAAUCCAUCGACGAGUAAAGGACACGAGAUACUUUCACAAGUGUAUCAACAAUCGCCAGUUCCUCUUAAAUUAGUACCGGUAAAGCCUCGAAAAUAUCCUAAUCGUCCUAGUAAAACUCCCGUGCACGAAAGACCUUACGCUUGCCCAGUUGAAAAUUGCGACAGGCGGUUUUCGAGAUCGGACGAGCUAACACGACAUAUUCGCAUUCAUACGGGACAAAAACCAUUUCAGUGUCGAAUAUGUAUGCGAUCGUUUUCGCGAUCCGAUCAUCUCACCACUCAUAUAAGAACUCAUACGGGCGAGAAACCGUUUUCGUGCGACGUUUGCGGGCGAAAGUUCGCGCGCAGCGAUGAGAAAAAGAGACACGCCAAGGUGCACCUCAAGCAACGAAUGAAAAAAGAGAAUAAGCUAGGUGCAUCCAGUGGAUCUCAACAGAGUAGUACUUCCCAGCAACAACAACCACAUCAUCAUCACCAUCUGCAUCCACAUCAGCAUCCUUCAAGUGCGCACCAUCCAUCACAGCACAUGCACACGUCGCACACUGUGACGAGUGAGGAAGCACUUAAUUUGCCUGUGGUAACGACAACUCUGUGAGAAUUGCCUACCGCCGAGCUGGCCGCCGGCGAUUGUGUUCUCUUUAUACGCGACGACUGUGAUCUCGGCAACGGUAAUGCUCGGCUACUAUACGUUCGAAUAGAAUAGAUUUUGCACAACAUGCAACCUGAAUUACUGAUCUCCACUGGCCGAAUGCCCACCCCGUCUGUGUUGUGUGCCAUUUGUGUUUGUUAUAUCAUACAAUUGUACCAUAAAGACGUGCAAAAAGGGUUAGAUUAAUCCGACGACACGACGUGUUCUACGCUGCCAUGACGAUAUAAAUAUAAAUUCUACGGUUAACACAUAGUUAACAAAUCUAUUUUUAUAAAUUUUUCAAUAUUUUGUUGUAAUUUUUUAUAGUUUAUCUAAUGGUGUCGUAGACAUGUGAGUUAAUUAUUUUUAACGUUAUUCUAAACAAAGACAAGUUAACAAAAUGGCUUUAAUUAUUAAUAAUAUAUUUCUAAAACUUAUGAUGACUUGUUGCCAAAUAACACUUUAACUACUUAUACAUUCCGUAAUUUUGUUUUUUUUUGUAAUAUGUUGUUGGCUAGUUAGGUUGUAUGUUCCCGGGAGAAUGUCAAUCGUUUCUGCAAAAGUCAAUAUGAAAGUAAGUGAUUAUCUAUUAAUAACGCACACGAAAAUUUAUUGUAGGGACGAUUUUAUAUGCGUCAAAAAUUAGAAAUGGACAAAUACUUUUGUGUUUUAAAAGUUUAAAUGGAAUCAAAAUAUGUUUUUUUCUUAAGACUGUUAAAUGUUAACUAUAUUGAUAUCCAAAAAUUCAGUAUCUAUCUGUUUGUCUUACUGGAAAAAUGUUUGCUAUGGCUUGUACCUGUUGUUAUUGUUGUUUCAAGCUGUUAUAUAUGAUGUUUUAGUGGAAACUUGCCUUAACUGAAGUGUCUUGAACAACCCUAAAUAAAUCAAUCUGGAAAUUCAAGCUCAAAUUAUAUAUUAUCUCUUUGAAAUAUUAUAGUUACCAACGUGGAGAGCGUGGUAUUCGCUCAUUUGCUCGGCUGUAUUACGUGCAGAAAGUGUAAUAGUAUUGUUAGAAACUAGCCAUUUAAAAAGGUGCAUUGUUUUCGAUAGGUAACAUGCAAUUGAGUAUGAGAUAUUUUUUCAAGUUGGUGGUGCUUUCCACUAUAAAAAUAAAGCGUACAAAUAUAGGCCUAACUAUAUAGUCAUAAAGAACUAUAACGAAUGUGAACAUAAAUUGUAAAUAGUGUAAUAAUGUUAACUAUGUAAAUAGCAUAACGAAUACUAUUGAAUUUACCUUUUAAAACAAAAUUGUUGAUUAUCCCCGGCUGUUGUAUAAUGUUUGUUGUUGCCGUGUACCCGAAACGGUCACGUUCUUAUACUAUCCCCCCAUAAUGCACUUUAUAGCUAUUUUUAUAUCCUAAUUAGAUGUUACCUUAUCAAAUUUAUUGAAAUUCUUUACACAACUCAUGAGGCUGUUUUAUUAUGAAUGUGAUAUUUGAAUACAUGGAUAUUGUAAAUUAUUAUCACGAAAACAUCCCUAAUUUAUUUGUACAUGUCGAAAAUUCAGUCGUUAAUAUAACUAAACAAGUUCAAUGUAAUAAGUGGUUGUGCUCAGAUUUAAAAUCUCACUUGAUCAGUCACAAUAAAAAAUCUAAAUCUUA